Messenger RNA from Xyrauchen texanus (razorback sucker), 8104 nucleotides. Its product is annotated as protein Shroom2-like. The transcript has 11 exons. Gene Ontology annotation, cellular component: cortical actin cytoskeleton; apical junction complex; adherens junction. The record is from RefSeq and is a predicted model, not a curated record. Gene Ontology annotation, biological process: actin filament organization. Bases 763 to 5838 code for a protein of 1691 amino acids. Gene Ontology annotation, molecular function: actin filament binding. NCBI's taxonomy places the organism in Eukaryota, Metazoa, Chordata, Actinopteri, Cypriniformes, Catostomidae.
UGCUAUCCAUCAUUUCAGCCUUUGUGCCUAAUCACAUAGCUCUUUCUGCGUUAGGAUAAAAAUUAUAACUUUUUUUUUUUGUUCGUAAGGCAUUCGGAAAACCUUUAAUGUGGCUCGGGGAAGAGACGUAAAGUGCGGUGUUGAUCCACUUGUUGAUUGAAUCAGACUCGCGGUUAGCUGACUAGCUCCACCGGCACACACACUUAACCAGGACUGAACAAACGUAUGGACACAGCGAAACCUGUGUGAUUUAUCUCUAAUUGGGGUUUACGGGUUUAAUCCGGAUGGUUGCGAUCUCUUCACUCAUCGCAAUUAUGUUUUAAAAUAAUUAUUAGGAAUUACUCGUUUUCGGUGGCGAGAGAAACUUAAGCUGAAUCCUCUAGCUAAUGCUAAUUUAACAAAAAGGGUCAGGUAAUACAACCGUCAACAGACACAAGUAACAUCUCUGACCAUCGCGGGACGUUUUUCAACAGUGCCAAUAUAAAUAUAUAAGUACGGAACUUUGUUUUAGAGAUUUAAAUUGCGUUUUAUUUAAUGCUGUUUUUAAAUGAUGGACAGAGCCUCGUCCUGGAGACUUUAACCAGAGAAGAUGAUGAGCUGUGAACCCAUUGCAUUGAAUGUUCUUAUGGAAUAACACUAACAGAGUCAUACUUUUUGGACAAGUUGAAGAUUAUGUAGGAUUUUGACUAGGAAUCUACCCAAGUUUUAUUCGAUUACAAUAUAAGAUAUAUUCUGCUUUUUGAGACACAGACUGUGUAUGCAAUGGACACAAUCAACCAACAUCCUUUAGACUCUGGGUUUGCUGAACGAGAUCACAGGAUAAUUUACAGUUCAGAAAGAUCUGGGAGCUUUGAUGAACAUCAUGGAAAUGGUGAGGGAUGGAAACUGGUGGACGUGACCCUAUCUGGGGGAGCACCAUGGGGCUUUACCCUCAGAGGAGGACUGGAGCACGGAGAACCUCUUCUUAUAACCAAGGUGGAAGAGGGCAGUAAGGCCGCGGAUGUGAGGCUGCUGGCUGGAGAUGAACUCAUCAACAUCAACAAUAUUUAUCUCACUGGCUACAGACAAGAGGCCAUCUGCCUAGUCAAGGGCUCGCACAAGACUCUUAGUCUGGUGGUGAAAAGGAAAAUGAAAAUGGUGGAUAUUGUAGCACAGAAAAUGCCAUCAGAGAGCGACGUGCAUAUGGCCCGGAGCUUUCUCACGAAGAUUUUGCGAAGUUCCAUGAGGAGAAAUGAACCCAUGAGCAGACCUCACUCCUGGCAUGCCACCAAGUUCAACGAGAGCCACUCUGAAGCCAAAACACAGUCCACACCCUCACCAGUCUGGCAAACAAGCUAUGAUGCAAGUUUAUAUUCCUCUGACCUCUCUACUGGCUGGGAGCAAACAAAUCUACAGAGAGUAUCUGAUCAGUUCAGUUCCUUGGGCAGUAUGGACAGCCUAGAGCAUAGCUCUCAUCUCUACCAACCUGGCCGCCUUUCCCCAAGCAAGUUCAACAAUAAUAGCAUUGAACAUUUGAGUGGUGGUAAACGAGACUCAGCAUAUAGCUCCUUUUCUACAAGCUCGGGAACGCCAGAUUACACACUGUCCAAAAAUAACACUGCAUCCACUGAGAACAUGUUGUACAAAAUGAAUCACUGGGACUCAAGUGUUAGGCAUAGCAAUGGCAGGCACAGCCGAAGCUUAAGUGAAGGGGUUCGUAAUGAUGAGAGGCCUGGAUAUGUGCAUCAUUCCUCAAGUCCAAGUAGCCAUGAGAAUCCAAGAACCGAUAAUCAGCCAGGGACUCUGCAUCCAAGCUCUGGAAGAACUAGUAUUGGACCUGUCUGGCAUGUCCCAGAUAUGAGGAAAAACAUGGCAUCCCCUACCCCACCUCCCACUCCACCUACACGUAGUGAUAGUUCUGCAGCUACCCAAGUUCAUGAAAAGGGUUUGAUCACAGCCACCUCUGAAGGCCUUGGAGUUCAUACUCAGGUGAAGCCUCAGGUGAAAGGACUACACAAAAUAGUAGAAACCCAUGACAGAACUCUUAAUCUGCCACCCAAAAGCGUUUCCUUGGCUUCCUAUAUUUCAGGCGAUGCCCAUCAUCAGAAUCCCCAUCAUAUGUCCUCAGACAAUACAUACUCCCUAUCGACCACAGACGUCAGAGAUAGACUUCCAUCCUACACACAUGUUCCAUAUCAUCCAAGGCAAUACAGCGACGAGGGCACUUUCCAUGCUCAAACUAGGACUGUGCCAGCAAUGAAGCCUUCGUUUACUGGCUACAGUAGCAAUAAGCAAGAGCUUCCGACAAAUAACCAAACACUGCUCAACAGCCAGAAUCACGGUAGAAGACCUGCUGCAUCACUGUCCAGUCUUGCCACUGAUCCUGAAAGAAGCAUUCAAAGCCAUUGUUAUGAAGGCACCUCCCACCAGACCACUCAUGGAAUUCCUCAGGGUUCUUUAGUGAGAGUCGAUGACACUAAAGCUUCUUCCAUGUCAGACAUUUCACACGGUGGAAGAGACAGGAUGUCUAUAGGUUCUCAAGGAGGAACUAAAGAUAGAUAUUUUCCACCUCAGUCACAUCACAAUGACCCAGAUCAUAAGAACAAUAAUGCCUGCUCCAAACCAAUUGAUGACCACCAUCGCAUUUGCUCCAAUCCCUUGAAUAUGUCAGAUUCAACAGCUGCAAAACCUUCUGAGCUGAGGGGAAGCCAGAAGCAACACCAUGUGUCCAGUUCAGAGAUGCAGUCUGGUAGUUAUAUCCCCAGUAAUCAAACUGAGCAUAUGAGAAGUGCAGGCCAUCUCCAUUCUAAAGAGUACUCCCAACAACCCAUAUCAACUAAAAGUGAGUCGAAGAUAUGUCCCCAGAAAACACCUAUGCUGUAUUCUCUUGCCCAAACAAACAAUAUAAUGGAUAACUAUCAAGAUGAGAUGAACAGUGGAAGUCGAUUACAGGAAGUCCUUGACAGUCAAAGUGCCAAACAGGCAAGGCAGAGUGACCGCUUUGCCACCACUUUGCGCAGUGAGAUCCAGAUGAGGAGGGCCCAGCUCCAGAAGAGUCGAAGUGCAGCCGCUUUAGGUAGACCAGUAGAAGCUGUAGAAGAGGCUACUAUCUGUAAGUCCACUGUGAAUUCUUCUCCAUCCUCAGAUGGCUCUUUUUCAAACUCUUAUAAAGAUCAUCUUAAAGAAGCCCAGGCAAGAGUUCUCCAGGCUACGUCUUUUAGGAGGAAAGACCUUGAGCCAGUGCUGUUUGAGCAUCCAGAUGCUGAGGCCUCUAUUUGGAGAGACACCCCUCAUUGUCCAAUUGUCUCAGAGAUCCUGCCUAGUAAACCCCUCUCAGGUAGUAAUCAGGUGCUUCGCAUUGGUUGCCGAAAGAGGUUUUCUGCGGAAAAGAAAUUUCGGUCUUUUUCUGAGCCGAAUAAAAUUCAUGAAGUUGGAGCUGAUGAACACUUCCCUGUGUCUGACAAUGCUGCACCAUUAGAAAAUUGUCGUAAAUUAUUUGAGGCAACAGGAAAACCAACCUUCCCUAAACCCAUACCAAAACAAAACCUGGAGAUAUCUGAAGACUCCAGACUGUCUAGGUCUGGUGGCAUUCACCACCAUGAAAAGAGCAACACAGCUGAACAGAGUAACAAUGGAAGCACAGCCUCCAGAGAACCACACUUUAAUGAAGGUCAGGAUGGUCCUCACCCAGUUAACCAAAAAGCCAUGCUAGAACAACAGAGACUUGGCACCUUUGCAGAGUAUCAAGCCAAAUGGAGCACUCCGAGGAAGACAGCUGAACCAAGAGUAUCUGGAAGAUACCAUUCUGCGGAUAACAUCCUUGAUACAGGAAUUGAGGAACGGAAUAAGCCCACCUGUGUGCAUGAAAGAUCUAGGUCCUCCCCUUCUGCUGACUUCUAUGGUCAGAAAAUUCCAGUUCAAGAAAAGCAGUCAGCUGACAACUCAAAGCCCGAGAGAAAUCUCUUUGAACAGGAAAAUAAUAAAACGAGGUUAAAUGAAAAAGGAUACAGAGAACUAAUUUGCAAGGGUAAACCAGAAGCACCUCCUUCAGCUUUGACUGAAGACCUGGAGAAAAAGCCAUCAGAUCCUCCACCCUGUCAACAUAAACCUGAACUACAUUUUUCAGACAAUAGCACUCACAGUGAACUGCCAGCUCUCUCCAAAAACAAGAGCGCUGUUCUCCAAUCUCCUCUCUUGCCCCAUCUGGAGAAGUACAAAUGUCCUGAGGGCACACCUCUUCUUCUUGGCAAAUUUCAGGAGGUCCAGGUUGGAUCACAAGGAGGAGUUUUGGCCUCAUUCUCUCCUGUCAACAAUCAAAGCUCUGCCUUGGAGCAUAGCAAAGGGCCAAUUGGGGAGGAGGAGCUACAACAAGAGCUGAUUCCUCCUCCCUUUCCACCUCCUCCCCCUCCGGUUGCCCUGCCCACCCAACAAACCACUGGCCCUACCCAGCCCACCAUGGAGGGGCAGCGUUCACCCUCGCCCCAGUUUGCUCCCCAGAGGCUAACUGACAAGCCCCCUGUCUCUGUCUCCAUACAGGAUGAAGCUCCUGGAAGAAUGGAUAGGGUAAAAAAUGAGAACACAUCAGUGAAAAAAGUACCCAUUAAGAUUGUCCACUCCGAGAGUGACACAGAAAAAGAAAGUCGACAAUACCUUGACCUGCCCAACGAGACUCCUCUCAGCUCUAAAGGAUCUGGAGUAACUCAUCUUCAGAGCUUGGGGAACCCUGAUCAGUCAUACUCCCUGUUCUGUGCUUACACAAGGCAAAAGGACCAGGUGCCUGAACCAAAAGACACAAUCAUGGGACUUCUGAAAGACCAGGGCCCACAAACCAAUGUGAGCCCAGUAGCUCAUGUGGUACAUGGCCUGCAGACAGGCCCUUCAUCGGAUCAGUGCAGCAAUGGAGUGUCUUUGCAUUCUUCCCGGGAAGAGGAUGAUGAAAAGAGACAGGAUCUGGCUAAAGACAUAAUGGACAAAGACAAAACCCUGGUGGACAUUUUAGACCAGAGCAAGAGGAAGACCACCAUGGAUCUGAUGGAGGGGAUUUUCCCUCAGGAAGAGCAUCUACUGGAAGAGGCUCAGCAACGCAGGAAAACUGCACCUAAACAACUCUCCCCUCGCAAUUCUGUCGAAAAAAAAGAGGAAGACAGCCUGGUGGCGGCCACUGCAUUAAUGACCAAUACUACUUACUACAGUACAUCUGCACCUAAAGCAGAGCUGUUGAUCAAGAUGAAGGACAUGCAGGAUCAGAGUGUGGAGCACAUCUCGGAAGAGGAGCUGGAAGAGGACAAUGAAACUUACCUCGCCAGCAAGAAGCAUGAGUUGAUUGACAGCCUCAGCAAGAAGUUGCAGGUGUUACGGGAGGCACAAGAGAGUCUACAGGAGGACGUGCAGGAUAACAACGCUCUUGGGGAGGACGUGGAGGUCAUCGUACAGCGUGUCUGCAAGCCCAAUGAAUUAGACAAGUUCCGUAUGUUUGUGGGAGACCUUGAUAAAGUGGUCAACCUUCUGCUGUCUCUGUCUGGACGCCUGGCCAGAGUAGAGAAUGCCCUCAACAGCCUGGAGGAAGAUACUUCAGUGGAGGAAAGGCGUACAUUGACAGAGAAGCGUAAACUGCUCAUCUGUCAACAUGAGGAUGCGAAGGAGUUAAAAGAAAACCUUGAUAGGAGAGAGCGUGUGGUUUAUGAGAUCCUGGCCAGCUACCUGCCAGAGGAGAGCAUGGCUGACUAUGAGCACUUUGUAAAGAUGAAGUCGGCCCUCAUUAUUGAGCAACGGAAGCUUGAGGACAAGAUCAAACUCGGCGAGGAACAGCUCAAUUGUCUGAUGGACAGUCUCCCAAUGGAUCAGCGUACAACCAACUGAGGACUUCAAACCUGGUCAAUGCAGUGAUUCAGAGCAAAUAUUCUGACGCACCCUGAAUAACAGGCUUCUAAAGCAGUACUUAACUUGGUCUAUUUACUGCAAAUGGAAUCCCUGUCUCCCCUAGAGCAGAUACUAUUUUGGAAAUACUCAAAAUGUUUUUAAAACCCUGUUAGUGCUGGGCACUUUCAGAUUGUGAUUUGAGAAAACCUUAUUAUAUAGAGAAUACUGUUGUUACUGUUUGUAGAGCAUUCCGAGAUAACUGUUCUUAAGUUUUCAUGACCUUUCAAUGUUACAAAACAUUAAAAUAUAUGGUGAAAUAAUAAUAAUUUUGAAGAAUCUUUUCCGUUUUUUUAUUUUUUAGAACUAUUUAAAUACAGACCAUAGCACUGUUUGCACAAUGUACCUAUCUGUACAUGCUAUGUGCGCUCACUGUGCUGUAGCUUUUUAAUCACUAGAGGGCAAUGAAAGAUGCAUCUUUAAAGUGUCUCAGCCUGAACCCUUAUACAUUAACAUGUAGACAUACACUCAAACAGAGAAUUGCAAAAUCAUUUCCAUUCAGGUUGCAUUCAUUUUCCACCCAUGCUUGUCUUACGAAUGCUGUGAUGCCAUUUACAUCAGAAGGUUGAAAUCAGCUUCCAAGAAUGAAUUUUAAUGGUGCAUUAUUUCAAAUGAUAUGCCCAACUAUUCUGGUCAUGUUUAAAAUAAUUCAAUGUUGAUUUUAGUAAUUUAUUUUAGUCCUUUGAAUCCUUGUAUAUAACUAGAAUAGGCUAGUAUUGUACCCUUUCACUUUAUUGUAGCUAAGCAAACUACCACUUUAGUCAUCACGCUUUUUAUAGAUGUAUAUCACCGUAAAAUGCAUUGUAACGUCAGAAUUAGGAUUCAAUGUAAGUAUUCUUUUGUUUAAAGAAUCUAAGAGACUUGCCUAAACUAAAUAAUAUUAUGUGAUUAAGGAUUCAGUGCUUGUCUAUAAAAUACCAGUUGCCUUUUGCUCCAAGUCUCGUGUAUAAAGUUUGUAAGAUUUCUUGUUUAGAUAUUUUAUGGAGUCAGAAUGGUCUCAAAAUGGACAAAAGAAAAGUCUCAGCCAACAUUCAAAUGAUUACAUGUCUGAUUCCUUUCCUUUUUCCGUUUUUCCAUGUGUUUAUGUAUGUGGGUCAAAGUGACUCCAAAUGAUGGCACUGAUCACAUAUACAGAAACAAUUAAAAUAUGCAUAAUCUAAUUCUAAAACUAUAUUUUCCCAUACUUUGUGAAGCGAUUAGAGACCUAAAUAAGGAAAGAAGAAAAAAAAAACUACUGAUGGUAGUUUUACGUUGUGGCACGAUUUGAGCACUGUCAUAAGUAUAAUGCACUUAAAGGGAUAGUUCACCCAAAAAAUUAAAUUCAUCAUUUACUCACCCUAAUGCCAUCCCAGAUGUGGGAUUUUCUUUUCUUUUUUUGCUGAACAAAAACAAAGAUAUUUAGAAGAAUAUCUCUGCUCUGUAGUUCCACACAAUGCAAGUGAAUGGUGACCAGAACUUUGAAGGUUCAAAAACAUGUAAAUGAAGCAUAAAAGUAAUCCAUUCAACUCUAUCAAAAUCCAGUAAAUAGCUCCGCCUCUGAAACCACUUUUCUUUUUGUUUGAUGUCACCAAUCCCACCUAUUUUUUUUUUUUCCAAUUCUUCCAACCUUUCAUGUUGAGCUAACUUUUUAUUAUUUAAUCAAUCCUGAUGGGCUUUUCUAUAAUAUAUAUUACAAUGUGGUAAAAGCUCUUUUCCAUAAAAGACUCAUUGUGCAGAAAAGGUGCAGUGUGUACUACUGAAGUUGCAUAAAUGAACGUAUCUGUACAAUGCAGAUAGCAGUUACUGGCUAGAUUGAAAAUGUCCCAUCUGAUUGUCUAAAGAGGAUAUUCUUUACAAAGUGUAUUUUGUGAGAAUUUCUGUCAAAAAAAAAAAAAAAGAUCCUCUCACAAAUCCAAGGCGAUCCACAAAUAUGUGAUGAUUUGCAAUUGCACAUUCAGCAAUUAACCAAUAAAUUUAGCGUUCACAAGUGUUUUGCUGUAUAUUAAUAAACUAUUUUAAUAGAUGUAUAGCCUAUUUGUGAAAAUGAUCACCAUUGCUCUGAUCACCAUUACUGUUUCAGUAAUAUUUAACUCUAGACACAACACUGCUGCAUUGGGCAAUCAGGGAGGAGGCUUUGACAUAUCUGUAAGAUACUCCAGAUAGCAGGUAAUAGCAUGGCUUACAUAACUGCAAUUGAAUAUGUACAGUAUAUUGAUCUGCUGGGAUGCAA